GUGGUUGGUGGGCGAGAAAAUUUGGGGAAAAUGUGAUUCUGUUGUUCAUGUGUUCAGAUCUGGAGGAAUCUUGUUCAUUUUUCUUCUGUUCCUAAAACCAGGAUUUGUGCCCAAUGGUAAAGAGCAUUCUUCUGCUAGACUCUGAAGGAAAGCGUGUGGCUGUCAAGUAUUACUCAGAUGAUUGGACGACUAAUGCUGCUAAGUUAGCUUUUGAAAAAUCUGUAUUCUCGAAGACCUCUAAGACUAAUGCUCGCACAGAAGCGGAAAUCUCACUGUUGGACAAUAAUAUUGUCGUCUACAAGUUUGCCCAGGACCUACAUUUCUUUGUAACUGGGGGUGAAAAUGAAAAUGAGCUCAUCUUGUCUUCUGUUCUUCAAGGAUUUUUUGAUGCUGUUGCACUUGUUUUGAGAAACAAUGUGGACAAGAUGGAAGCACUUGAGAAUUUAGAUCUCAUCUUUUUGUGUCUUGACGAGAUGGUCGAUCAGGGGAUGAUUCUUGAGACAGACCCCAAUGUGAUUGCUGGAAAGGUGGCAAUGCAUAGCGCAGAAUCCGGCGGCUCACUGUCCGAACAGACGUUAACUCAAGCGCUCGCAACUGCUCGGGAGCACCUUGCGAGAAGCCUUCUUACAUGAUUUUUCAUCAUGUCGACCGAGGAAACACCGGAGUUGAGAGGAACUCGCCUGCCUCUUCUUCAACCUUGUGGUAAGAACCCUUUGUAUUUUAUUUGGAUCACUUUCGUAUUAUGAGGAGACGAAAAAAAAAAACAUAUAUAUAUAUCCAAGUUUCCAAUUAAUUUCUCUUAAGAAUCUGCUCAGAAAGCUUGUUAUUGUUUUUUUAUUUCCCUUGGGGUAUUAUUUGGAUAGAGAAUCCGAAUUAUAUUUGCUGUAAAAGUGAAUGUGGUUUAAACAAAGUCAACGAAAUCACGUUAACCCUC
This is a messenger RNA of Tarenaya hassleriana, 934 nucleotides long. RefSeq names its product coatomer subunit zeta-3-like. Gene Ontology annotation, cellular component: COPI vesicle coat. The transcript has 7 exons. The record is from RefSeq and is a predicted model, not a curated record. NCBI's taxonomy places the organism in Eukaryota, Viridiplantae, Streptophyta, Magnoliopsida, Brassicales, Cleomaceae. Gene Ontology annotation, biological process: intracellular protein transport; retrograde vesicle-mediated transport, Golgi to endoplasmic reticulum; intra-Golgi vesicle-mediated transport. The coding region runs from base 114 to 632 and encodes 172 amino acids.